Molecule: messenger RNA, 946 nt
Organism: Orcinus orca (killer whale)
Lineage: Eukaryota; Metazoa; Chordata; Mammalia; Artiodactyla; Delphinidae
Gene: IQCF2
Product: IQ motif containing F2
Exons: 3
Molecular function (GO): calmodulin binding
Source: RefSeq, a predicted model, not a curated record
GUUCGCAUGGAGCUUGUUUGUGAGGAAGACUCAACUUAUGUGGCAUAUAUCCUAAUCCUGAUGUCAUAAAGCAAUUGUUAACUCAUAGCUCUCCCCCUCAUAUUACUCAUCAGACCUUGGGAAGUAGAGAAAUAAAGGAACCAUCUAGAGACAAGCCAUGGGGGUUCGAUUUUGUACAGAUGGCAAUUCAAUUUUAAUUGUGAUUGAGGAUUCCGAAGACGAAAUUAGGUUGAAGCAGAAGAAGAAGCAGAAGCAGAAGUAGCAGCAGAAAAAAGAGGUAGAAAGAAUAAAAGCAGCCGAGAAGAUCCAGGCCUGGUUGCGUGGAACCCUGGUGCACCAGACAUUGUUACACGCAGCCCUCAAGGCCUGGAUCAUUCAGUGCUGGUGGAGACUGACAAUGGACAGGCUGUGGCAGAAGAAGCGGAGGGCAGCCCUGAUUUCCUACGCACACACAGAGAGGGCAGUGGUCAAGCUCCAGGCUUUGGUCUGUAUGUGGCACAUCCACUGGUGUUACUGCCAGGUGCUCAAUGCCAUCUACAUGAUCCAGUACCACUGGCAAGGCCACAACUACCAGACCUGUGCUCUUCUCCGGGGCCACUGUGUAGUCACAGCCACUCACCUGCAGUUCCACAUUGAAAUCAUCAACCCCUAAGGGAUGGCAAGAAGCGGCACUGUCUCCUGUCCUCAGUAAAGGUCUAACCUGAUCUGGUAUGUCUCAUGGUCUCCCCACCAGCUAAUGGAAAUUUUAGGACUUAAGCCAUGCUGCCUCCUCUUCUCCCUGGGAAAGAACUUUAGUGAGGUUUUUCCCUUGUGCCCAUGAACCCUGUUCUGGACUGACAAUUCCAUAUGCUACUUACUUAGUUGUCCAAACAGAAACCAAGGUCCUAGUCUAAUAUAACAGAGCCAGAAGUCCCAGCUCCCAUCCCCAGCCCCAUUCCUUUCUUCU